Messenger RNA from Phycomyces blakesleeanus NRRL 1555(-), 891 nucleotides. RefSeq lists its product as hypothetical. The transcript is spliced from 5 exons. Gene Ontology annotation, cellular component: endoplasmic reticulum membrane. The coding region runs from base 1 to 891 and encodes 296 amino acids. The record is from RefSeq and is a predicted model, not a curated record. NCBI's taxonomy places the organism in Eukaryota, Fungi, Mucoromycota, Mucoromycetes, Mucorales, Phycomycetaceae. Gene Ontology annotation, biological process: protein folding.
AUGUUCAAGUUUGAUGGAGUUUGCCAAACUGUGGCUCUGACACUGUGUCCACUUAUUGGCAAAUUUGAUGGGAUAGAACCAUUUUGUUAUUCACGAAACGUAGAUUUUGCUGGCGUUCUUGUGUUUCAACCAGCGACUUUGAUUAUGGAUGUGGUGGCACUUGUGAUGACUAGUAUCAUGAUCUACAGUGUAAAAACCAAAUACACCGCUGUAGGCCGAAAGGAAAUAGCCAUGUUCUUUCAAUUGUAUUUAGCGACAGUCUUCUUGGAGAUGCUAUUGGUUACCAAUAUCAUUCCGACAGCUUCCAUUCUUUACCCAUUUUUUACGGCAGCCCAUUUGGGGCUUGUUAGCACCACCUCAUGGUGCCUUUUAUUAAACGGGUUCGUCGGUUUCCAAUUUGCGGAAGAUGGAACACCGAUUAGUCUAUGGUCUAUCCGUAUCAGCUCAGGAGCCAUGUUCAUGACUGUGGCCCUGGUAGCCUUGGCCACCUUUAACAAUGUUGGACCGUUCAAUUACACAACGCCGACUAUUCUCUGGAUUAUAUAUUACCUUGUCAAUGGAGCUACCCUAUUGAUCUACAUCAUUUCUCAACUUGUCUUGGUUGUAUACACCCUUAGCGACCAAUGGCCACUCGGAGAUAUUGUAUUUGGAACGCUCUUUUUCCUACUCGGACAGGUAGUUAUGCACAUCUUUUCCGUUGCCCUGUGUGAGGAAGUAAAGCACUACCUUGAUGGGAUGUUCUUUGGCAGCAUGUGUAAUCUGUUGGCAGUCAUGAUGGUAUACAAGUAUUGGGAUUCCAUCACAAAAGAGGAUCUUGAGUUCUCAAUUGGUUCCAAACAUCCACAGUGGGAUAUGCACCUGAAAGAAGACGAAAAAAGACCAUAUGACUAA